CCCACAUUCAAGGGACGGUUCGAUAAGCGUUUACAUCUAUCUGAAUCUCAGUCAUGUCGCUUCAAGUCAAAGAAGGUGACAAGGUCACUAUUGUGAUCUAUCCCCCAAAGCCGCCGGGUCCACCACGACCCAAUCUUCCACCAGUCACGGCUUAUCUGACCAGGAAAGAUGGUAGUUUCCAGGUGCUCACGACUCGAAUCAUUCCUGAACUACGAGGUUUUCAAGUCCUCAAUACAAAAGCGCUAGGAGUGGCGGCAGCCGAUGUUCUCGCUACAGAAGCGUCAACCGCCGUCGACGAUGCCACCGGAGGUUUAGAAUCCUAUGGCGACUGCAAACAGGACAAGUUCACCAAACGUGAAGCUUUGAUCAUUCAGAGUCAGGCUCUGAGUGUUGCUUCGCAGUCCAUCAGCUUGCAGAGUGAGCUUAUUCAAGCUCAACUCGAGGCUUUGGACAAGGCCGAAGCGCUGGAGACAGAGACACAGGCCGAGAAGUAGAGUGUGGGAUCCAUCAUACAUCCCAGACAGCGUGUGUUCCUUAUUCAAGUAGCGACAAAUUGGCUUCUCGACUGGUUCGAGCUUGUUGCAUACAAAUUGAUCUCGUCAAUAAAGCGUCUCGCGAAUCCUAUCCAAAUGUUAUCCAAAUUGUAUUACAAGAUGUUACAUCAGA
Molecule: messenger RNA, 666 nt
Organism: Exophiala mesophila
Lineage: Eukaryota; Fungi; Ascomycota; Eurotiomycetes; Chaetothyriales; Herpotrichiellaceae
Exons: 5
Coding region: 54-494 (146 amino acids)
Source: RefSeq, a predicted model, not a curated record